This is a messenger RNA of Fusarium venenatum, 660 nucleotides long. RefSeq names its product emp24/gp25L/p24 family/GOLD-domain-containing protein. Gene Ontology annotation, biological process: Golgi organization; endoplasmic reticulum to Golgi vesicle-mediated transport; intracellular protein transport. Lineage: Eukaryota; Fungi; Ascomycota; Sordariomycetes; Hypocreales; Nectriaceae. Gene Ontology annotation, cellular component: COPII-coated ER to Golgi transport vesicle; endoplasmic reticulum-Golgi intermediate compartment; Golgi apparatus. The record is from RefSeq and is a predicted model, not a curated record.
AUGAAAUUCCUCCUUCCCGUUCUAUCGUUCAGCGCUGCUGUCAAUGCGCUGCACUUCUUCAUUGACGGCACAACUCCCAAGUGUUUCUACGAGGAGCUUCCCAAGGAUACGCUUGUUGUCGGACACUACACUGCCGAGGAGUGGGACGAACGAGUAUCAGCCUGGGUCAAGCACGACGGAAUCAGCAUCUACAUCAACGUCGACGAAAUCUUCGACAAUGACCACCGUGUUGUCUCUCAGCGCGGUCUAUCCUCCGGCCGUUUCACCUUCUCCGCUGCCGAUGCUGGCGACCACAAGAUCUGCUUCACCCCAUCAUCUAGCUCCGGCCGUACCUCAUGGCUCUCUGCCAAGAACCCCAAUGGCGGCAUCAAGCUCACACUCGACCUCGUGAUCGGCGAGACCAACCAGAUUGAGAGCAGCGACAAGGGCAAGAUUCAGGAUAUUACUUCCCGUGUUAAGGACCUCAACGCCCGCCUGGCUGAUAUCCGAAGAGAGCAGGUUUUCCAGCGUGAGCGAGAGGCCGAGUUCCGAGAUCAGUCUGAGUCUACCAACGCCCGUGUUAUUCGAUGGAUCGUUAUUCAGCUCAUUGUGCUUGGCAUCACUUGCACUUGGCAACUUUCGCAUCUCCGAUCAUUCUUCAUCAAGCAGAAGCUGACCUAG